AUGGCCACUGAAACCAAGAAGACCCAAGCGAAGAUUGCGACUCUUCGUGCCCGUGCUCAGAUGAGAGCCACAGAAGAAUUCAUGGUUGGUUUUACGGAAGUUAAAAGCAACCAAGUGGUAGAGAGGUUAGCGAAUUUGGAGUCGAUCUGGAAGGCGUUUGAAGCGGCCCAGUCCAAACUAGAGUCCCUUGAGGAAGAUGAAGAGCAGCUGGCCGAUUUGUUCAACCAGCGCAAUGAGUUCUACAAUAAGUAUUGCGAAGCCAAGGGAUUCCUAACCUCAAAUCGACCAUGUGCUCUGCCUGCUCCGGAUGAAGUAGAGCCGGGAAAGAUUAAACACGUGGCAAACGUGCGACUGCCGAAGUUGGAUUUACCAAGAUUCGAUGGUAACACCACAGAUUGGAUCAGCUUCAAGGACCGAUUUGUGUCAAUGAUUGACAAGGCUGAAGACAUGCCUGAUGUUGUGAAACUGCAGUACCUGCUAUCAGUGCUGAAGGGUGAAGUGGCGAAACGAUUCCAGCAUGUGCAGCUUACGGCAGAUGGUUACAGCAUCACGUGGAAGGCACUGCUAGAUCGAUAUGAUAACAAAAGGAUCCUUAAGCGUGAAUAUUUCCGGGCGCUGUUUUCUAUCCCACCGAUGAAGAAUGAUACGAUUGAAGAGCUUCGACGAGUGUCUGACGAAUUUACUCGACUAACUCAAGGAAUGAGUGCGUUAAGUGAGGCUUUAGUUCAUUGGGAUACACCGUUGUGCAAUCUACUUUUUUAUAAGUUAGAUGGUAAAACCUUGUUGGCUUGGGAGGAGUAUACCAGCAAGGACAAGGAAGACGUGUAUGUCAAGCUGCAAGAAUUUCUUCAAGGUCGAUUGAGAAUUCUUAGUGCUACAGCUCAAGCAUCAACAGAAGCACAAAAACCAAGUUCGAGUAAACUAACCAGCACGAAACAGCAAAGAGGCAUCGCAUGUGUAAGCAUGGCACCAACUCCCGUGAUACGGUGUUAUGCUUGUUCACAACCACACUAUUUGCAUCAGUGUGAAUCGUUUAAGGGCAUGCAAGUGGCACAACGAGAGGAAGUCAUCACAUCGAAUAAGCUAUGCCGGAACUGUUUCCGAAUCGGACACAUCGCCCAGCGAUGUAUGUCGAAAUUCAAAUGCCACAAGUGUCAUCAACGACAUCACACAUUGUUACAUGUAGACACAGCGAUGCAGAAUCCAACAUCAGACAACAUUGUAGCCGCAACUACUGCCGCAUCGGGAAAGACGACCGUCCUAUUACAAACAGCAUUAGUGCAGGUUGUGGAUGACAAUGGCAGAUCGUUUGAUGCAAGAGCGCUGUUAGACUCUGGAUCGAUGUCCAACUUUAUCUCAACGGCUCUAGCAAAUCGUCUUAGUAAUCGCAAACGUCAUGCUAGCGUAUCUAUUGUAGGAAUUGGACAACGAGAAAACCACAUACAUGAAGCGAUGGAUGUAGUCGUGUCGUCGAAGACUCAGAGGUUUAGCACAAAACUCAACUUCCUUGUCAUAGAUUCUCCAACAGCACAGCUUCCAACAAUUGAAGUAAACACCAAGGAAUGGAGAAUAGAAGGACUACCUCUAGCCGAUCCAUUUUUCUACAAACCAGGUCAGAUUGAUCUAGUAAUUGGCGGAGAAGCAUUUUGGGCCAUUCACACAAACGAGCGAAUUAGUGUUGGAUCGAACAAGCCUGUAUUUGUCAACACUAGAUUUGGAUGGACAGUUGCUGGAACGACCCCAGCUACAACUCAGAAUCGUCACGUGUCAACAAACGCAGCAGUUAGUCAGGACACGUUAGAAACAACCAUCCGACGAUUCUGGGAGUUAGAGGUACUACCAUCCUCAUCAUCAGUCGAGUUAGACGAAGAGACAUGCGAGAAAUUCUUCUCCGAAACGACUUCUCGCAAUAAGGAAGGUAAAUUCGUAGUCAAGUUGCCGAAGGUGGAUACAUCGAGAGUAAGUCUAGGCGAUUCAAAGGCUAUAGCGGAGAAGAGAUUUUUCAACACCGAACGAAGACUACAAAGAAACCCGAAAAUGUACGAAGAAUACCGAAAGUUCUUGAAAGAAUACGAAGAGUUGGGACAUAUGGUCGUGCUACCAGAACCAGUGGAUGAUAGCAUGCCCCAUUGCUAUCUACCGCAUCAUCCAGUGCAGAAGGAGUCAAGCACAACGACGAAAAACGCAUCGAGUGGCAAUUAG
This is a messenger RNA of Anopheles funestus (African malaria mosquito), 2202 nucleotides long. RefSeq lists its product as uncharacterized. The transcript has 2 exons. Bases 1 to 2202 code for a protein of 733 amino acids. NCBI's taxonomy places the organism in Eukaryota, Metazoa, Arthropoda, Insecta, Diptera, Culicidae. The record is from RefSeq and is a predicted model, not a curated record.